AUGGUGGUCACCAAGCCUCAGGGGGAGAACACAGACGUGCUUCACAAACCUAAGGAGGGGGAAAGAUCAUCACAAGAUCAGCAAUAUCAUAUUGGACAUGGACAAACAAUGAAGAUCCCCACACGUUCUGGAGGUUAUCCAAGUCAUCCAGGUCUUCACGGUUUUCGCGGUCUUCCCGGUCCUCCUGCUCCUGUUUCCCACAGAUUUGUGCUGAAAACAGAGAAUCAGUCUCUUUCACUUUGCUUUGACAUUCAUGGAGAGGUCCUCCUUAAACUUCUUCACGAUCCCAGCAAAGAGCUGUAUGUGAAUGGUAAGCUGGAUUCAGUACAAAAUGGAGGCUUCAAAAAGAUUGUCAUCCAUGUCCAAACUGACCUGCUUGUCAAGGUUGACACAAAUGAAGUUACUGUCCAAGAAGGACAGGCAGCUGCACGCACAGUUGGAGAAGAUCCCGUCACAGUUGGAAGUUUGACUGUAAUCAAUCAUGGCAAUAAAAUAGAUAUUGCAGUCGGAGAUGUGCGCAUUGUCAUCUUAGUUCACGGGAACAACAACAAAUUCCUUUGGCCCGUUUUAAGACAGAGGCCAUCUGCCAACAGUACUGAAGGAAUUUUAGCUUUGAAGCCAGCAGUCUAUCAGGAGGUACAACAAGUUCCCGGAACCAAACUGAGGAUCAAUGAUCAAGAAAUUCAUGUCACGAGGUACAUUUUGUACAUGUGUAAUUUGAAACUUGUUUUGGAUUUUCUGAGCUCAGAAAACACAAAAUGUAACCUCCUCCUUUCCUUUCGUCUGUAGUUCUGGUGCUUUUGACUACAGUACCAGCUCUUCUGCACAAAUUCGCUGCUGGCUCAUUUCAGCUGACUUCGUCCUGCAGAGACCUGUGAAUGAUUUUGUUGUUGCCAAACUUUAAUUAGGGAUGAUUUGGAAAGCAUGCAUUUCAAAAGACAAAAAUAAGAAAAAAAAAAUGCCAUAACACAUUACUACAAUACACAAAUAGAUUGUAUACCAAUUUUUUGCAUUAUUGAUUUUUAAAUAUAUGUAAUACACUAUAAUGC
Molecule: messenger RNA, 1049 nt
Organism: Melanotaenia boesemani (Boeseman's rainbowfish)
Lineage: Eukaryota; Metazoa; Chordata; Actinopteri; Atheriniformes; Melanotaeniidae
Exons: 6
Coding region: 1-789 (262 amino acids)
Source: RefSeq, a predicted model, not a curated record